UGUUGUACAGCCCAUGGACUUGAGGCAUUUAAAGUCUGCCACUUAAUCAAUAAUAAGUGACAUCACUGUCUAUGGUGAGAAGGGGGGGACACAAUAUGUUGACGACCAAGCAAGGCUAGAGGGCUGAGGCAAAAACAUAGUGUGAUCACCACACUCCCCCGCCCCGCUGGACUGAUCACAGCUCUCUCUCUCUGGUGAUCGACAUACUGCAUGGAUAUGUACUGGGAGUGUUUUGGAGAGGCUUUGCUUUAUGGGGAGGGUAUGGUAGUAAGUUACUGACUUAGAUGACAUUGGUAUUUGGUAGCACAUAACUGUCUGACUGACAGACCUCUGAGUGAGCCACUCUUGAUUCAUGUGAUGGUAUGCCGACCCAGAUCAAAGCUCUAAAAAAGUGUUGUCGCAUCCAGAUAAUAGACAGUGCACUUCAACCAGCCGAUUGGAACACUGAACUUUUUGUGGGUCUCUGAGGAAGUGUCUCCAACAGUUGUGACUUGGUGCUGCAUGUGACAGCAUCUCCUGUUUGGGUUCUUUGAGAAGUAUCCAUCAAGUUGUGUACAAUCUUCGACAUAUUGGUAGCAGAGUAACUUUUUAGAGUUUGCUGAAGAUUUCUUAGUGCAGCAGAGAGAGAAACAUGUGAAGCCUCGGACUAUUGGUGAAUAAUAUUCAGAUAUUUAUUGUAAGUGGAGUCACAAACUCAAGGAAUAUUUAUGCACAGCCAUUGAAAUAAUCUCAAGACAGACAAGGAUUUUUGUACAAAGCAGUUCCAGUUAAUUCCUGCUGCAUCCUACAGAGACAUUUGCCUCAGACAGACGAACAAUGGAUAGUAAUAACAAUAACAUCUUCAUCAUUUCAAUGCUGUUGCUCUUACUCCUGACUGGGCGACCCAAGGAAAUAGAAUCUGCAUCCAGGGAACAUAACUCAUCUGACAUCUGCUGCCCUGGGGAUGAAGGCAUCGCUGGGGUUGAUGGUUACCCUGGGUAUCCGGGCCGAACCGGGAUGCCAGGGAGACAAGGGUUAAGAGGAGAGACUACUGAUGGAGUGACGGGUAGGAAGGGAGAGCCAGGGCCAGCUGGUGAUAAGGGAGUUCCUGGUCAGAUUGGGAGGCCGGGUCGUCCUGGGGUGCAAGGACCGAUCGGACCGAUGGGGCGGCGAGGACCCCGUGGAGACCCAGGAAGUAAAGGAGACAAGGGUAUCAAAGGAGAUGUGGGUGACAUCGGUGAAACUGGGAAAAAAGGUCUCCAAGGACCCAAAGGGAUUUUGGGGUAUCAGGGAUGGAAGGGUGCGAACGGGACGAGGCGUAAGGGUAAAAAAGGUCUGAAAGGAGAGAGGGGGGAGCAAGGCACUAUUGGGCCAGGAGGGGUAGAGGGACCCCCAGGCCUAGGCCCUCGAGGGGAAACCGGUGAUCAGGGUCACAAAGGGAUCGUAGGAAACCCAGGCACACCCGGUCCUGGGCUACCCAAAUCAGAGUUCAUGAUACGGAAUAUUGUCUCCCACAGUGCGGGGACGUUCCGUAUUGAUUCUGAAGUUGUGACAAACAUUGGCGGGUAUUUUAACAGGGCAGGUAAAAAAUUCACAAUCGGGGUUUCGGGGACAUACGUAAUGCAGGUAACCACUGAUUACAUUGGUGGACGUUUUCAGUUAAUGCAUAAUGACUAUCCUCUUAUGACAGGGUCAGGGUUUGUAAUGGCAAUUAAAGAUUUGAAGGUCGGAGAUCAGAUGUGGUUACGAAUCGAGAUCUCAAAGGUGUAUUUUGAGAACAAGGACUUUUGGUUCUCAGGGUAUAUGCUGUAUAAUCUUUAGCUUAUAAAAAUAGAAAGAGAAAGAGGACUACCGUCAUUCAUGAUCAUAAGUUGCCUGUGGUUGCACAUAGACUUAUGAAUGCUAGAGAAAGAGGACUACCGUCAUUCAUGAUCAUAACUUGCCUGUGGUUGCACAUAGACUUAUGAAUGCUAGAGAAAGAGGACUACCGUCAUUCAUGAUCAUAACUUGCCUGUGGUUGCACAUAGACUUAUGAAUGCUACUGCAGGGCCCAAUUUGCUUGAUAUUAUUUCUUUGCGAACAUUUAGUGGGGUACCAGUCACAACCAUGUAAACUUAUAGUAAUUUUGGCUGGUUACCUAUUUCUGUUAAGUAAAACUUUUCUGUGCUUAGCAAGUUUUUGUGCUUAAGGGCUUUAUGACAUUGGCCACAGGUACGCCCUGUCACAUCAUUUCAUAAUGACAUGUGACGGCCGGGACAGGCGCUUGCAAGUUGCAGUAAACUGGGUUAGCGUUUAUAUUUCCAUGUACAGCCGAAGGGCUUCAAUGAUCAUGAUGGCAGUCAACCUUUGAAUAAAAACGUGUACAAAGUGCUUUUAAGAUUAAUUUGUAUUGCUUUUAACAUUGGAGCCUUAGCAAGGGACAUACUAUUAUUACGAAAUAAAAGAAAUCUCUUUAGUUUUUGCUAUAAAUUAGAAAGUUUUUAUGUAUAAAAUUUGGUGAUUAAACACAAUAAUAUUGAUAUUCGCUUUUUUGAUAUUUUUCACCAAGAUGCAAAUAUUUGAAGCAAGUAACAGUGGGCACAAACCACAUCUCUAGCCAGAUUAAUGGCAGUAUUUUAACAGACAUAACAAAAAUUAAUAAAGUAGUGCAGGCGAGCUUUGAAGAUUCAAUUUAUUUGACAUGCUUUUACUGAUUUGACUUUAUUUUAAAGGAUAUUUAUUUACUGCCAUUACAGUCUUAAUAAGGCAAUAUGCUUUUGACUAAAAAUUACCCCCAAAAAUGUUCAGAGUCAUUACCAAAGUAUGGCCCUAGCUUCAGUACCAAUGGGACGUGGGUAUCAUAAGAUGAAAUUAUCAUACUUUUCCAGCCACAAUUUGACUGACAAGGGCUGAAACUUUGUACAAAAGAUGACUGUAAAUAAAUUUUGUAUAAAAGAACUAAAUAUAUAAAUUAUGUUUACCAUAAAUGUUUCCCCAUCUGGGCUCAAUUUUAGAGAGCUGCUUUUAAAUGUUUGUAUGAGAUAUGGCCCAACUCAAUUUAAGGUUAGGGCUACACUUAACUUAUUUGGGAUAUAGUCCCAAUUAACUAUUAACAGGGUAAGCUUACAUCAGGGACCAGUGUCAUCUACUUCUGGGGCUAAGACAGGGUUACCCCAAACCGAUCUGUAAGAAUUUAGGCAUGGGUUAACAGAAAAUAAUUAUUUUAAUAAUUUAAAUAAAUACUAAUAAUAGACCCAAAACGCACCAGCCACCAUUAUGUAUAUUUUUUUAGAAGCCUUAGAUUAAAGAAGUGUACAUUCUGUUUUACUGUAAACAGUAAAUAUUCAAUGAAUACUAACAGCUAUGUAAAUAGAUGUGAUGAAUUUUCUUAUCAACACUAUAUACCUCUGUGAAAUAAAACAUGUUCAAGUCUAAAAUUA
Asterias rubens (European starfish) is the source of this 3398-nucleotide messenger RNA. Its product is annotated as otolin-1-like. The transcript is spliced from 3 exons. The coding region runs from base 817 to 1800 and encodes 327 amino acids. Gene Ontology annotation, molecular function: protein binding. NCBI's taxonomy places the organism in Eukaryota, Metazoa, Echinodermata, Asteroidea, Forcipulatida, Asteriidae. The record is from RefSeq and is a predicted model, not a curated record.